Molecule: messenger RNA, 987 nt
Organism: Prorocentrum cordatum
Lineage: Eukaryota; Dinophyceae; Prorocentrales; Prorocentraceae
Source: the annotation of a GenBank genome assembly
AUGGUCAAGAGGCCGUCAUUUGUGGGGAACGUGGUGUCCGAGAACGCUGGGGCCGUUGGCGACACAGGCGAAACGGUGAUCCCGCUGACGAAGUUGAAGGCGUCGGAGGCGUUCGACAGUGCGCUGGUGAUGGAGCUGACGGCGGGCACACAAUUCGAGGUCGUGGAGGUAGGGGAGGCGCCAAACCGCAUCAGGGUGACCACUCCCGCUGGGCAUGCCGGCUGGAUCAGCAAGGCCACAGAGCAGGGCAAGCCGAUCGUGAAGUGGGUCCGCAAGAGACACACCAGCUUUUCCAAGGACAACGGCAUGGAGCGGAAGACCAGCGGUGACCACGCCACCAAGAGCGUCAGCGGCGACAUGCCGACGAAGGACGGGCUGGUUGUGGGAGAUGUCUGCGAGACUGUCAUUCAGGGCAUGACCCUUCGCGAAAGCGAGGACUUCAGGAGCGCCGCUCUCGGGCAAAUCCCAGAAGGCACGCAGUUCGAGGUCGUGAGUACUGCACCUGCGAACAGGGUGAAGGUGAUCGUGCCGAGCUCAGUCCUGGAAGGUGGGGCCGUGGGCUGGAUCAGCUCCCACACGGAUGCCGGCAAGAAGCUGGUCAAGGUGAUCAAGUCGGGGCCGGGCAAGAAAAGGAAAAGCUUCAACCUCGCCGGGAGCUUGUCCAUCCCGCUGGGCCAGGGACAACAGAAGGCCACGGUGGAGGCGGUGCCCCCUGGCAUGAGGCUUUCUCUGUUGCCCGUGCGCGAAUCCCGGACGACGCCCGACGCCCACCCGGCUUCCGUGGAGAAGGCGUUCUUGGAGGAGCCAGGCCGGUCGGAGACGCAGGAGUCCCCGGAUGCUACGGAGAGCGUCGAGGUCCGGGAUGCCAAGGCCAGGGCCCGGGCGCAGAAGGCCGGGGAGAUGCGCCGGCGGGCGUCGGCAGCACGAGCGCCCCGGGCCGUGAGCCAGCCGACGUGGUGGGCCCGCCUGGCCUGCUGCAGCGGGUGA